AUGCACCCCACUGCGUCGAGCCGAAGUAGAAUUCGUCGUGGAUGGGAGAAGCACAACAGGAACCGAGCAUAUUCCUACAACCCAAUCGGGCACGAGGCUCUCAGCCGAAUCGGACAUGCUAAUGGGGACCUACGGACAUCCGUUUCAGGGCAAGGUCCCCACCCGCCAUACGUUAAUGCUUACCUUUACCAGAACCUCAUGCCUGCCCUCCGCCUCUCCACCCGCCGGAGACGCUCGUCACUCGCUUUCACCCCAGCCAAAGCAGGCAUCUACGGCGUCUCUCGCCCCGUAACAUUCGCGCCAAACGUCACGCCUGUCUCCUACGUCGACGAUGAAUCUUCCUCAAAUCUAUUAACCGCCUCUGAGGAGCCAGCCUCGUUAGAAAACACCCUCUUUCCACCAAGCGCAACACCUGCCCCCCCACCUGCGAGAAAACGCUGUCCGCCCGGCAAGCGCCGGUCAAUGGGAUAUAUCCCCCGCCCGCCCAACGCGUUCAUGCUCUUCCGUGCUGAUUUCGUGAGGCAGAAACAUGUCCCUGGGUCGAUAGAGACCAACCAUGGGUCGUUGUCCAAAAUUAUUGGCAACUGCUGGCGCGCCCUCCCCCUCGAAGAAAAACGCGUCUGGGAAGUCCGCGCAAAGCACGCAAAAGCAGACCACAAACUCCAAUACCCCGAAUACAAAUUCCGCCCCGUCCACAACAAGAACAAGGACAAGACGAAGAAGGAGAAGGCGCCUGUGACGGUGGAGGAUGAACGACGAUGCGAGGAGGUUGCGCAGCUUUUGUUGGAGGGGAAGAAAGGGGAGGAGUUGGCUGCUGCUGUUAGGGAUUUGGAUAGUCGUUCUGAUUUCACCAGGGCGGGUUCUGGUUCUGGGUUGUUCGUACACCAGCAACAACAACAACAACGCGAGCAUAGAAGAUCAUCAAGCGUUCCCCUGCCAAACGACUAUUAUCCCGCCUUCAGCGGUAUAACACUCCCCAGCGUCCCCUUCCUUCCUACCUCCCGCGCCCCAUCCCCCGUCAACUCAAUCUCACGACACCUCUACCAAGCGGCACAGUAUAACCACCUAGGACACCGUCGUUCCUCAUCCGCGGGGGCCAUGUUCUCCCCACAUCACUUCCAACAAUCCCGAUCAUGGACGAUGCCUCUAGAAACUCAAGCGCACACACUCUCCCUGCAACGAGACCACUCCCCGCUCCCGGAAGUCGACACGUCGUUGUUCAACCCUUCCUUUCAACUGGAAAGUCCCAUACAGGAAUCACCGUUCAACGUUGCAGACUUGAUCGCAGGUCUUCCCUCCCAUGUGGAUCCGUCCCUCAACUCACAUCAUUCCGUCUCCGUGGGCCCACUGGAAGGUCUUAGCCCACACGAUACGCAUACGUUAGGUCCCUUCCCAGACGCUAUGGACUGGUUGACACCAGCUGCGUCGGAAGCGUAUUCGGAGGCGCCGACGCCUUAUGAGUAUGAUUAUGAAGGUACACCUCCUUUCGCGCGGGACGACCCUUCCCUCUUCACCCACGCGAGGAGUGAAGGCGACUCAGGGAGUCCGUAUACACCUCCGAACGGGAACCCUCCCCUUCCUUCGCAUUCCCACUUUGAUAACGCCUCGAUUCAACCUGUUGCUGUGUUACACCAACCGAAACCAACUACGCCAACCGCAAGCGCGUUCAGCGAUAUGUGGAAAGAUGUGGGUGGGGAUGUGUAUGGUGGGUUGAACAUCGGCGGGGGGGAUGGGUAUUCGGCUGAGGAGGCGUUUGAUACGCUUUUUGAGUUUGAUGCUGGGUAUGGUGUUGGUGGUGAAGGAGGGGGGUAUGAGUAUGAGGGGAUGGGUAUGGUUGGUUGA
Molecule: messenger RNA, 1842 nt
Organism: Laccaria bicolor S238N-H82
Lineage: Eukaryota; Fungi; Basidiomycota; Agaricomycetes; Agaricales; Hydnangiaceae
Exons: 5
Coding region: 1-1842 (613 amino acids)
Biological process (GO): regulation of transcription by RNA polymerase II
Cellular component (GO): nucleus
Molecular function (GO): RNA polymerase II cis-regulatory region sequence-specific DNA binding; DNA-binding transcription factor activity, RNA polymerase II-specific
Source: RefSeq, a predicted model, not a curated record